AUGGGAGUUGCCAUUGGCAAGAUGGAGAAUUUAAUCUGCUGCGGGGAGCGUGGCUGCCCCACAGUGGGAACGGAGCAACGCUUCUUUUGCGUGAUCGAGCAGCACUCGGCCCAUGGGCCCUUCGACAUCGAAGAUAUCGAGGACCUUGCCCACGGCGACCAGGAGAGAUCCGUCCAACCUGACCUCGAUCAGCAUGUAGCAGAGGCACUCGGGCCACUCUUGCCCAAGGAUGACCUGCCGCCAAAGGUCUUCGGGAGACGAGGCGCAGACAAUGCGGUCACCUUGAUCGCCACCUCCCAGAUGGUGAUUUGA
Molecule: messenger RNA, 312 nt
Organism: Symbiodinium natans
Lineage: Eukaryota; Dinophyceae; Suessiales; Symbiodiniaceae
Source: the annotation of a GenBank genome assembly